UAACAAUGCCUCUUGCCGGUUCGCCGACAAGGCUUUUUUUCAAUCUAAAGAAAACCCACUCGCAUCCCUUGCCUCGAGCAUUCCAAUUCUAUCUUCAAUUCUGUGCUGUCGAUCUACUAAUACCACUACACCCGAGGCACUUCUCGAUAAGACUUCUCUUCCUGGACUUGGCCGCCUAGUCACCCAAAAGCAAACAGCCACCCGUCAUCGAAAACUUGUUUGGCAAUACACUUCGUUUCAUCUCCUGCGACCGUACAGAAAUCCAGCACACGUCGUCAACUCCUCACUUCGAACCAGGGUCGAGCGCCAGGUGCCGACAUCCGAGAGCAUCUCCAUCCUGUAACAAUAAUAAGGAUUUCUUCCACCGGCGCGCAAAUCUUCUGAGAAGGACGAACGACAUUGACGACAUUCACCUUCACUGUCGGCUAAUCGCAACACCCUGCUGCAAUUGCGCGAUCACGCAGGGGACUGAGAUCUCCGCGAGAUCUGACAGGGCGGAACCAUGGCCGACAAGGACGUGGAAGCAGGGACCCCUCAGCAGAUACCACAUUUCCGACAAGUACUCUCCAAGUCUGGCACAACAUCAGAAGUUCGAGACUGGCAAUAUGAUGGAUCAGGAACUGCAGAAGAUCCCUAUGUCGUCGAGUGGAUCGAGAAUGACCCGCGAAAUCCCAUGUUGUACGCAGAAAGCAAAAAAUGGGGUCUAACCUUCGUGGUCGCGCUCGUCACCCUUGCAGUGGCCUUUAUCUCCAGUGCGUACUCGGGAGGCAUUCAGGACAUCAUCCGCGAAUUUCAGUGCAGUCAGAUUGUAGCGACUUUGGGAGUGUCGCUAUAUGUGCUGGGAUUUGCGGUCGGACCAUUAUUAUGGGCGCCGCUUUCAGAGAUGUAUGGACGACAGAUCUGGUUCACAGUUACCUACGCCGGUUUGACCGCAUUCACUGCAGGUGCAGCUGGAUCACAAAAUAUCUGGACGCUGGUCAUUCUACGUUUCUUCGCUGGUGCUAUCGGCUCAAGUCCUCUCACGAAUGCAGGAGGUGUAAUCGCAGAUAUUUUCCCAGCGAGGCAACGAGGGCUGGCUAUGGCUUUGUUCGCAGCAGCGCCAUUCAUGGGCCCGGUCCUCGGACCCAUCGUGGGCGGCUUCACCAGCCAGUACGCGGGAUGGAGAUGGAACCAAGGCGUCAUGGCACUUUUCGCUGCUUCACUUUGGAUUCUUGGCACGAUCCUUGUGCCAGAAACCUACCCACCUGUCCUGCUCCGUGCUCGCGCACAGGAACUGAGCAAGAUGACCGGUAAAGUCUACAAAACCAGAGGCGACAUCCAAGCAGGCGACACAUCGGUCAUAGAAGUGUUUAAAACCUCUCUCUCGAGACCAUGGAUCCUCCUUCUGACCGAACCAAUUGUCUUACUGCUCUCCAUCUACAUGGCUAUCAUCUACGGAACGCUAUACAUGUGCUUUGGUGCUUUCCCAAUCGUUUUCCAGCAGGGAAGAGGAUGGAGCCCUGGGAUCGGUGGAUUGGCUUUCCUUGGUGUUGCCGUCGGAAUGCUUUGCGCGGUGUCGUACUCUGUUUGGGACAACAAAAGAUAUGCCAGAAUUUCCGACGAACAUAAGGGAUUCGCGCCACCGGAAGCACGUCUGCCAAUGGUCAUGUUGGGUGGCAUCGCAGUUCCAAUCGGUCUCUUCUGGUUCGCCUGGACAAAUUCUCCCUCCAUCCAUUUUAUGGUCCCUAUUAUCGCGACUGCACCCUUCGGAUUCGGCAUGGUUCUUAUUUUCCUAGGGCUAAUGAACUACCUCAUCGAUGCCUACACCAUCUUCGCCGCAUCAGUUCUCGCAGGAAACUCCGUGCUGCGAUCCCUUUUCGGAGCCGCGUUCCCACUUUUCACCUCGCAGAUGUACGCCAAUCUUGGUAUCCAUUGGGCUUCGAGCGUGCCUGCGUUCCUCGCUUUGGCCUGCGUACCCUUCCCCUUCUUGUUCUACAAAUACGGAGCCGCCAUCCGCAAGAAGUGCAAGUACUCCGCCGAAUCCGACCGAUUCAUGAAACAAAUGGCUGGCCAAGCCUUCAGCGAUGACGAAGAAGAUGACGAGAAGGACGAUGACAGGAGAUCUGGUGCCGACAUGUCAACAGAAUCUGAUCCGGAGAAGAACGCAGAGAAUACGGAUGAUACUGCUGUAGAAACAGAUCAGGAAGCACAGGGCCCAGCUAAGGAAGAGGUCGAGGAGCCUCGACGAGAUUCGAUUGAUGGAGUUUCGGAUACCGAAGAGGAUCAACCACGAUUCGCGCCGAUUACGCAGACAAAGUCCAAGGCCAGUUUGAGGAGCACGAGGAGCCGCGCCAGUCAGAGAGGGCCGGUCGGGUACCAGUUCAGUCCUUUCGACCUGGACCGAAUCAACACGAGAGAGAGCUUCAAAGUUGUACACGAUGCGAAAGCUGCUUCCCGAUCGUCAUCCGUUGGGUCUCGAAGGAGCAGAAAGUAAUAGUCCUUUUGAGCGGAAGUUUUCGCGAUCAUUGGAGAAGGGUUCGAUGGGGCAUAGCGGGCGUUACCAAAAAGAUACCACUACAGUACGGGUUGCUAUGAGAGCAUCAGGACUGGCAUAUGAGGGCCAGGAAGUUUUGUACAGUAAUGUCAUGACAACGCAUCGUCGACGACGUCACGAGUCGGUUAGAUUUUUAAUAUCAUGCACCCGAAAGGUGGUCUUGAGAUUCAUUUAUCAAGGUCUCCCAACGUAUCGUACACGAUUUGCCUGUGACCAUUGCUCCAACUGAGGAAGGUAGCAGCGUAUCAC
Cercospora beticola is the source of this 2782-nucleotide messenger RNA. RefSeq lists its product as uncharacterized. Gene Ontology annotation, cellular component: plasma membrane. Gene Ontology annotation, biological process: transmembrane transport. The record is from RefSeq and is a predicted model, not a curated record. NCBI's taxonomy places the organism in Eukaryota, Fungi, Ascomycota, Dothideomycetes, Mycosphaerellales, Mycosphaerellaceae. Gene Ontology annotation, molecular function: transmembrane transporter activity.